Daldinia decipiens is the source of this 1896-nucleotide messenger RNA. Its product is annotated as cytochrome P450. The record is from RefSeq and is a predicted model, not a curated record. Gene Ontology annotation, molecular function: iron ion binding; monooxygenase activity; heme binding. The transcript is spliced from 9 exons. The coding region runs from base 113 to 1657 and encodes 514 amino acids. Lineage: Eukaryota; Fungi; Ascomycota; Sordariomycetes; Xylariales; Hypoxylaceae.
CAUAUCGCUCAUAGUUUAGUUUGUUCCAUGAUCUCCUUAUGACUACGUAUUACUCCAGAAAUUACUUCUCCGAUGUGUUGAUCGUUCUUACUUUGCUGUUCAUUGAAUACCAAUGAUUAUCAUGGAAUAUGUUACUCAUAAAACCUCCCCCUUCGGGGUUCUAUUGGCAGUAGUCUUGUCCCCGAUUAUUUACUUUAUCUUUCUAAUCGUGUAUCGUUUAUAUUUUUCUCCUCUAGCCAGAUUCCCUGGGCCCAAGCUUGCAGCUGCAACAAGUUGGUAUGUGUUUUAUUAUGAUUAUUGGCUCAAUGGCCAGUUUGUAUUUGAAAUCCGUAGAAUGCACGAGGUUUACGGCCCUAUUGUACGUAUCAACCCGGCCGAACUUUCGAUCCACGAUCCAAAGUUCUACGAUAAGCUCUAUGUUGUUGAGAGUAGACGCCGAACUGAAAGCUAUGAUGCGUUUUGCAAAGGUAUAGACCAUGAAGGAUCAUUCCUACUCACCAAGGACCACGACCUACAUAGGAGAAGAAGGAAGCCUUUUGAGCCAUUCUUUUCCAGAAGGGGGAUUACCUUACUGCAGUCAAUGCUUAGCCAGGUAACGCUACAUUUUGAAUCCCGCCUCCGAGAAUUUGAAGGCGGAAAGCAAGUCAUUCGGCUUGACCAUGCCUUCUCAGCUUUCUCGGGAGACAUCAUUAGACGGAUAUGCCUGGAUGUCAACGAUACAGAAGACCGUUUCCUCAAUGACACAGCCUUCUCACUUGAAUGGUACGAUAUGCUACAAGCGAUUAUACGUUCCAUUCCACUAUUCACUGGGUUUCCGUGGAUUAUUUACAUUGCCAAGUCACUACCUGAGCGCUUCCUUUUAUGGGUGUUCCCUCGUGGUCAGAUGUUUAAGAAAUUCUCGCAGGAAGCAACCCAGAGUAUUAGGAGAGCCAUGGCGGAUAUCUCUAAAGAAGAGGAGCAUAUUACCUCCGUAUUUCAUCAUGUUAUGAAGAGUGAUAUGCCGGAGUCGGAUAAAUCCGAAGAACGUUUGACAGGAGAAGCGCAAGUCAUGCUUGGAGGAGGGACUGUAACAACCGCACGCACACUCUCCUUUGCAUCAUACUAUAUUCUUUCUCGGCCGGAGGUCCAAUACCGCUUAGAACAUGAACUAAAAGACAUCAUGGCGGACUGGCCACAGAGAGUACCAACGUGGGCAGAGCUCGAGAGGCUGCCAUUUCUACAGGGAGUUAUCAAAGAAUCUUUACGCCUCGGCUAUGGUGUAAUGCAUCGACUGCCCCGCGUUUCGCCAGAUGCGCCUAUUAAUUACAAAGAAUACAUGAUUCCAGUCGGUACACCAGUCAGUAUGUCCGGAUACUUAAUGCACUCAGAUCCAGUGGUGUACCCGUCGCCAGAUGAAUUUAUUCCGCAGCGAUGGGUUGGAGAUGACGAUAAAGCAGUGCAUAGAAACUUCGUGCCAUUUUGUAGAGGCUCCCGAAGCUGCUUGGGAAAGAACUUGGCAAUGGCCGAAAUGAGCCUCGCUUUGGCAGUCCUUUACCGCCCUGGUGGCCUAAAGUUUGAGCUUUUUGAGACGGAUGAAAGUGAUGUAAAGCCAGUACAUGACUUUAUGAUCCCGCUUCCGAAGCUUAACACGAAAGGUGUGAGGAUAUUGAUCCAUUGAAAGAAGAAUCAUUGGUUCUAUCCUAAGUCUGCUGGGGCAUACGCGUACAUCCCCGAUAAGAUCCCCCGUUAUUGUUUUAGGUGGUAUGUAUUUUAGGCCUACCAACCUCAAAAUCCCGCAUCUACAUUAGGUACAUGUAGUAGGUAUCUAUGGUGUUGUAACACGUUGGAUAUAGUAGGUACCUACCUACAUAGCCUGGUACCUGUCAGCUUCAAUUAUUUCAUUGUGCUAAAACAAGC